ACACGUCAAAGAACAACUUCUCAGAACAGAGCAGAAAGAAAUCUUCUACCAUCUAAUCUAAUCUAUCAGGAUCUUGAGUUCCCCGUAAUGUUAAAUUGACUCAACCCUGCGAAACAGUGACAUCGUUGCUCCCUCGAAGAAAUUAUAGAAAUUUAUCUUGUUUCUCUUGUUUCAGUGAGAUGAAAGGUUAUUAUUGUGUGAAAUUAUUUCAGUGUUUUCAAACUUUGCAACUUGUCAGAGUUUCAUUUAUUUCAUAGCAUUGAUGGAUCAGUGUGUCUGCUGAAGUAAAUGCUCAAAAGUGCAAAUUCCCACCUGAUUUAAAUAAUGUGGUUUUCUUGUUUGCAGAGGUCAGCCUCAACUGACUUCAACGUGCCAGUGCCCGGCUGUCCCCCUGAUUGGACUCGGUUGGGCUCUCGCUGUUUCAUCUUCCGAAACACUGCCAAGGUUUUCGGUGAUGCAGAGAGCGUCUGCAUUUCUCUUGGUGGGAAUCUGGCUUCGAUCCACAGUGCUGAGGAAAAGAGUUUUAUUAGAGAGCUGAUUAACAAAGGGUCUGGCUCAUAUUUACGUACCUGGAUAGGAGCCCAUGAUGGAGUAAAGGAGGGAAUGUGGUUAUGGACUGAUGGCUCAAGGUUUGACUACCAAGACUGGCAUUCAGGGGAGCCUAACAAUCGCCACGUAGAAAACUGUGCAGAAAUAAAUUGGCAAGGAGAAAAAUGGAAUGACAUUGCAUGCGGCCAUCACAGAUCAUUUGUUUGUGCAAAAGACUUGUGAUGCCUCCCAACAUUGACAUCAUAUCUGCUGUUGAUGGUACUUUCUGUGUCAUGAGGCUUCAGUGACAUCAGUGUUGGCUCUAGUGACACUUAAAAGUCUUGUUUGGUAUGAAAUAAAGAAUCAUUCUGUGUGUAUAAGUUUUCUUUUUCUUCACCAAUUCUGGGGUUUAAAAUAUAAAUUUCUUGAGUGCUGUAAUCAAAACAUAGUUUCAAAUUGGAAAAAGUGUAUGAACCCAAGUAACAUUUAAUGGCUGUCAUCAAGUCACCCUGACAGUUGUUUUAGUUUUAGUGAUUGUUUCCAUUUUGACAUUGUAUGAUACUCCAUAAAGCUGGUCAUAGUGUAUAUAACAUUCAUAAUCUUCAUUAUUUCUAUUUUUUUAAAUGUAUUCCUGUUUUACAGUGUUCUAUUGUUGUUGAUUGCUGUGAUUUCACUGUCUGUCAAAGAACAUUGUAACCUAAAAGGGUGUAUACAGUAUAUAAGGUUGAUUGUAACAAAGACUUUAAAAAUCUCAUUAGAGCUGCAUUAACAAUUAUUUUCAUUGUUGAUUAUUUUCUCAACUUUCUCUGAGAAUGGACUUCACAAUGAAGGAAGAAACACUUUGAAACAUUUGCAUAUUCAUUGAUUCUGUAUUUUUCAAUGAGGGAGAAGGAAUAGAUAAA
Molecule: messenger RNA, 1430 nt
Organism: Thunnus maccoyii (southern bluefin tuna)
Lineage: Eukaryota; Metazoa; Chordata; Actinopteri; Scombriformes; Scombridae
Product: galactose-specific lectin nattectin-like
Exons: 5
Coding region: 325-771 (148 amino acids)
Source: RefSeq, a predicted model, not a curated record